Rhododendron vialii is the source of this 830-nucleotide messenger RNA. RefSeq names its product glycine-rich RNA-binding protein 3, mitochondrial-like. Bases 255 to 728 code for a protein of 157 amino acids. The transcript is spliced from 3 exons. Lineage: Eukaryota; Viridiplantae; Streptophyta; Magnoliopsida; Ericales; Ericaceae. The record is from RefSeq and is a predicted model, not a curated record.
UUGCUCUCUAAGCACUGGUAUAUAUAAGUUCUGACUUCUGCAAGAAUUAAAGAGACCCCAACUCUCAAUCCUCAAACACCCCAACUACAUACAUCAUGAACCCAUAUGUCCGAACCACUCAAAUUAAUUUCUGCUCACAUCCUUUGGAUCUAUAAAUGGGACAUCAAAUUUGUGCUUGAAAUCCAUUCCAUCUCUAUCUACUGCUAUACCUCUCAAAGAGUACUCGUUGAAAUUUAUUACACUGACCGAGCGAAAUGGGUUCCAAAAAAAUUGUUAUCCUAGGCCUUUUCCUGGCUAUUGCUCUGCUCAUUACCUCAGAGGUGACAGCCAGGGAUUUGGCUGAGACUACCACCUCCAAGGAAACUACUGAAUCUACUGAACAGACAAAUGGAGUGGAGGAUGCCAAGUACGGUGGUGGAGGGUACCCAGGUGGCGGAUAUGGAGGAUAUCGAGGCGGUGGAUAUGGAGGAGGUCCAGUUGGCGGGUACGGUGGAUAUCCAGGUGGCGGAUACGGUGGACGCCUUGGUGGUGGGUACGGUGGUGGAUAUCCAGGUGGCGGAUAUGGUGGAGGUUGGCGAGGAGGAUACGGUGGAUAUCCAGGCGGUGGUUAUGGAGGAAGCCCGGGUGGUGGAUACGGUGGAUUUCCAGGAGGCGGAUACGGUGGAAGCCCAGGUGAAGGAUUUGGAGGAGGAAAUCGCAGUAGCGGCAGUCAUGGAGGAUGGAACUGAAGCCUUGUAUCACAACUGAUAUACUCAGAAAACCUAAGUGUGAUAAUUAUGCAAUAUGUAUUUCUCGAAGUAUGAAUAUAAAGCAUGAGUACUGAAGGAGAU